Molecule: messenger RNA, 1212 nt
Organism: Aegilops tauschii subsp. strangulata
Lineage: Eukaryota; Viridiplantae; Streptophyta; Magnoliopsida; Poales; Poaceae
Source: RefSeq, a predicted model, not a curated record
AUGAACAACUUUGCUGCACAAGGGAACUCAGCUCCUGCUCUUAUUAAAAAUCUGAUUUCUGUUCGCCAAAUCACCACUGAUAAUCAUGUUUCUGUUGAGUUUGACCCCUUUGGUCUGUCCGUGAAGGACUACCCAACCAAGGCCGAGAUCGCUCGAUUCAAUAGCUCCGUCUACCGGUUGCUGGCCAAGUCCCCGAGCAGCCGGGCGCGCUUCGCCGCCAUCUGCAGGUCGUGGCGCCACGCUGUCGCCGCAGAGCCGCGGGUGCCCGCUCUGCCAUGGCUGCUGCUCUCGCCGCGCGAAGAACACGACAGGACAUGGCUCGUGCACUACCCCGAGGACGUCUCCGCAAUGCGUUUCAGGCCGCGGCACGGGGCUGUCGGGAGGUACCUCGUUGGCGCCUACGAUGGAGGCUGGGUCGUCUCGUCCCAGACGCCGCCCCUCAGGAUCGUCAACCUCUUCACAGGCGUUGAGGUGGGGCUGUCUGAGAAACAGAGGAGCAUCGCCUGCCCGUGCUCCUACCAUGGGCGUGGUGAUGCCUGCAGGCUGAUCGUCUCGAAAAUCGUGUUCUCCGAGACGCCCACUUCGGACGGCUGUAUCAUGGCUGCCAUGACCGAGAACUGCGGAAUCGUGCUCUGUAGGGUUGGUUGUCCAGGAGGCGGCUGGAUGACAUAUGGAUGUCGUAUGUUAAGAUUCAUGGACAUUGCCUUUUGCAACGGUGAGCUCUAUGGCAUCGAAGGUAAUUACAAUAAACUUCUCAAGUUUGUGAUCGGUGUGAACAAGGAUGGCGCGCCAAUGGUCAUGGCCGGUUACCAGACUGACGUGGGAAUGGUUAAGCAUUCAGCAUCCGGCAGCAGUUGCAAGGAGUAUGCUUGUUACAUUGCUGAUCUACAUGGAAAGCUUACGAUGGCCGUGAUUAACCAAUGGUGGCCUAACCCCAAGCCUUACUUUAGGGUCUUCGAGCUCAUCGACACUAACACUUGGUCGGAGCUGACAAGCUUGGGCGACCAUGCCUUGUUUUUGGGACCGGCAUUUUCGAAGGCAGUGCACAUGCCAGCGGAUAGGCAUGGUGACGUAGAGAGAAACCACAUCUACUACUGCAGCCAUGGUGACGUAGAGAGAGACCAAACACACUUCUCUUUAUUGAUCAAUGUCCACAAACAUGGGAAUACAAUUGAAAUCCAGAGGAUUGAGGAGCCCCAAAUAGCAUCCUAA